Closterium sp. NIES-65 is the source of this 1440-nucleotide messenger RNA. Lineage: Eukaryota; Viridiplantae; Streptophyta; Zygnematophyceae; Desmidiales; Closteriaceae. The record is from the annotation of a GenBank genome assembly.
AUGGCUUUUCCGUCUCGCUCCCUGACGCUCGUGGCCGUUUUCCUCGCGGCCGCCGCUCUCCUCGCCGCUCUUCCUUCCGCGAGCGCCGCGGGAGUGAAUUACAGCAAGAGCGGGCUCGACUGGGAGGUGUGUGAGUCGCCGCCUAGACCCGUGUGGGUGGGUGGUGUGAGAGCAUGGGAAGGGUUGAAAGGUGGCGUGUGCGAGUCGGGCGAGCGCCAGUCGCCCAUCAACAUCGUGAUGGAUGAGGCAACCACGGUGGACGCACCGGAGAAGUUUGCCCUGGAAUAUGACUCCGCGCCCACUUCUGCCACAGUCGGCAACAAGGGCUACACCGUCCAGGUGGUUCCCAACCCCAACCACACCUACAAGCUGCACAUCGCCAGUGGAACCUACGAGUUGAAGCAGGUGCACGUGCACGCCUUCUCAGAGCAUGCCAUUAACGGGCUCUUCGCGCCCAUGGAGGCGCACUUUGUGCACGCCCACACCGACGACCCCUCCAAGCUCGCUGUCGUGGGGAUCAUGCUCCGUCUGCAGCGCGAUGAUCAUACGAGCGAUUGGGUUCACUCCUGGUUGGGCAAGACCCUCUCGGAGGUGAAUGGGACAGCCACCAUUGACGUUCCCAAGAACUUCUGGAGGGAGAUGGUGGAUGUGUCCAUGGGGUUCUGGCGCUACCCCGGCUCGCUCACCACGCCGGGCUGCGAUGAGAUUGUUGAGUGGCACGUGCUGCGCAAGGCCCAGUUCCUCUCCGUUGCUCAGGGUGCGUGCCAAACGUCGCGCGCGCAAUCGCCGAUUAACAUCGAGCCGUCGAUGGCGGUGAAAGGCAAGGACCUGCGCUUCCUCAACAUCAGCUACGCCCUCAGCAAAUCGCUCACCGUUUCUAACUUCGGCUUCACAGGAGGGGUGCAACCGCAAGCCGGCACGGAGAAUUUUAUGUACACGUCAACGGGCAAGUUUCGUCUGCUCGGCAUUCUGCUGCGCGCCUCGUCGGAGCACACCAUCCUCGGCGCGCCCGCGCCGCUCGAGGCGCACUUCGUGCACGAAAACGUCGCCAACCCCGCGAAGGGCGCAAUCAUUUCUGUGAUGAUCGUGAUUCACAAGAACAACGUCCGAAACCCGUGGCUCGACAAGUGGCUGCCGUACAUUCCCAAGGCGGUGAACACGUCAGUGUCCGUGCCCGCAACGACCAACUUCAAGGAGGCGUUGAACGUCAAGUACGGCUUCUGGUAUUACCGCGGCUCCACCACGUACCCGCCCUGCGCGCCCAACAUCGAGUGGUUCAUCCUCAAGCGCGGCCUCUACGGCUCCGUCGAGCAGAUCGAGGGGUACAUGAACCUGCUCGCCGCAUCCAGCGGUCAGCGCACCAACAACCGUCUCCCUAGGCCAAUCAACGGCCGUACUAUCAUCUCGUACCCCAAGCAGCGCAAACCGAAACGGUUGUAG